AGUUUCCCUUUAGUCUGCUCUCUGAGGUCAGACUGGAAAAGACUCUCAACUACAGCACACACCACCAUGCUGCUCAUGACCCUCAUGUCUCUCUGGAUUAGCCUCGUCAGGGCAGAUCAGAGGAGACCCUCAGACCUCGACGAGACCCUGGGGAAACAUGAGGCUCUGGGACAAUUAUCUUUAAAUGAAAUGUUCAGAGAGGUGGAAAAGCUGAUGGAGGACACGCAGCAGAAACUAGAAGAGGCUGUGCACCAGAUGGCGAAUGAGACGUCCAGAUCUUUUUAUGGACACCGUCUGCCUUUUCGACAUUCAUCUUCUGAUGGGACCAGAGACAUGGACUCUGAAAGUUCGUCAGGAGAUACAUUUUCUUUCACACCGCUCAUUCAGGAGAGCCGUUGGAACGAAGUGGACCAUGAGUGUCUGAUUGAUGAAGACUGUGAGGAGAACAGUUACUGUCUCUACAACAUCAGCAGCUCCAAAUGCGUCUUGUGUAAAUCAACGAACAUGGAGUGUGUGAAGGAUGAGGAGUGCUGUGGAGAACAGCUGUGUGUGUGGGGCGUGUGCACACAGAACAAAACCCGAGGAGAUUCAGGGACCAUCUGUCAGUACCAGAGCGACUGCAGUCACCUGCAUUGCUGCGCCGUACACAAAGCGUUGCUGUAUCCGGUGUGCAGGCCACGGCCUGUAGAGGGUCAGAUCUGCCACGAGCAGCCAAACGAGCUGCUGGAGCUGCUAAUGUGGGAUGACGAGGCUCCUCAUGAACACUGCCAAUGUGCUGCAGGCCUGAAGUGUCAGCAACUUGGCCAAGAGUCCCUGUGCCUGAUAAAGAGGAGCUCAUCCAGAGCCACAAGCCCAAGAGACUCACAUUAACCCUAAUAAAGAGGAAAGACAGCGACCGGCCCACCAAUCCAAUCUGUUUGUCCUGUAAUAUUACACAUUUAUAACGUUUAUAACGUGUGCGUAUAAAUGCGUUUGAAUUACGUUCAGUCACCUGCAAUACGCAUGUAUUAUACAACUUAAUUUAUUUACUCAAAGAAACCAGAAUAACCAAUAAACGGCUCAUUACAUGACCCUGAAAAGUUGCUGUACACCCCCAUGCUUUACAAAGAAUCAUAAUAAAUAAUAAUUAAAUAAUACACUCUAUAGACACCUGACUAUAAGAUUAGUAUGUGCUCCUUUACUAGAUUUUGGGGAGAUUUGUUCUCAUUCAGAUACCAGUGUGUUAGUAAAGUCUGGUACUGAUGGAAGUAAGAUGAAGAGGCCUCCAUCUCAUUCUACCAAAGAUCCAGACAACCUAUAAGAUUGUGCCUUAAAAAUGUAAGGUAUCAGUUUGAGGACGAAGCAGAUACGGCUGGAAAAGUCAGGUGUCCCAAUACUUUAGGCCAUACAGUGUAGAUUUAUAUCUCUAGAUGCUUCCUUGUGUUUUUUUUUUUUUACUAUAAUACACUGAUCAGGCGUAACAUUGUGACCACCUGCCGAUUAUUGUGUUGGUCCCCUUUUUUCUGCCAAAACACUUCUGACCAUUCGAGCAUCAAUAUUUAAAGUUCUUCUCAGUUUGAGCUACAGGAGCUUGUCUGUUGGAUCGGACCACACGGACCAGCUUUCGCUUCCUACGUACAUCAAUGAGCCUCAACACCCACGAAACUGUCGCCGGUUCACCACUGUUCCUUCCUUGGAGCACUUUUGAUAGACACUGCAGACCAGGAACAUGCAGAUGCUCUGACCCAGACGUCUAGACGUCUCCAUGCUGAGAUAUAUCGGGAUAGAUCAGUGCUAUUCACUUCACCCAUCCUGUCCAUUCGUGUCCACCUGGUCAUAAAAUUAUGUACAAUGUUUAAAAAAAGAAUCCCAUACUAAUCUCAGGGUCGGGUGUCCACAAACAUGUAUGUAUUAUUUACACCAUUAUACACAGAUGCUGUUGGUUUUGAUGUUUUUAUUCAAAUAUUUGUUAGUUCUUCACUUUUCUGUUACAUUGUUUAAACCCUCAAUCCACUAGAGGUCAGUGUUAUCUAACCCGAUACACACAUACGGCAUUUGGCAGGUACACAAGGCUCGGAUUGAAUCCCGCUGAAGCAUGUGAAGCACAUGACCGAUCAACUCGCCGGUAUCUAUUCCAGUCACGGCACUUUCAGUAUCUCACGCUGUACUGUUUCCAAAAUCAGAACUCUAUUAAAAGCAUUUUUUUUUUCUUUCCAAGGACCGGAUUCAACACACGACAGGCCCAAUUCACGUCUUUAAUUUAUUCCAUUUUUAUUUUACAAAUACAAGGCACCCAUUGUAUUCUCCCCCAUCGACAUCAACUGUGGCAUUUAAUAAUUCUCAGAGGAAACAAUAAAAAAAAAAAUAGCCUGAUCAAGAGUAUCAGGAGGAGAAGGAUAGAUUAUUUCUUUUUUUUGACGUGAGGUUCAGGGGGAAAAGCGUACAGCACGGAGGUAAGGCAGAACAGGGUGAUGAGUGUGUGUUGGCUUGGUCGAGGCCUCGGGAUCAGAUGUGCUUCAGCAGCAGGAGGGCGAGAGCUGUGAGAAGAUCGCCGCUGUGAGACGGCCUUUGAAACGAGGACGCGACCCGAGCGACGGGGAAAGAGCGAUGGUGGAUUAUCCUACAGGAAUUUCACUCGACGUGGAUUUGUUUGGAUUCGGAAAAUUUUUUUUUUCUGCACUCGUUAUAAAGUUUACAUUCGUCACAACGUAAUAUUUCUUCCCAUCCUAAUCUACAUUUAUGGCAUGUGGCAGAUGCCCUUAUCCACUUGUCUCAUUCAUACAACUGAGCAGCAAUGGGGUUAAGGGCCAUGUUCAGGGGCCCAGAAGAUGCUCUACCUAAUGCAUCAGCCAAAGACACAUUUUUGUGAAGAACAAAUAAAAUGUCCUUAACGUCCUAUAAUGUCCUUAUCUUCCUAUAAUAUCUCAAUAGUUUUUUCCUUUAAGAGAUAUAUACUGUAUGAGCAAAAGUAUUGGGACACCACUGGGCUCAGCCGUGUUACUUUGCUCAAUGGGCCCAUGAGUGGCAGCUUGUCGAUGCGGGGUUUUGAACCACCGCCCUUCCGAUCAGUAAACCAAAAACCUUAACCACUGAGCUUCCACCUUUUCCUAAUACCCACAUGUUCAUCCUAGCGUGAUACUAUAAUUACUGGUAAUUCCUGUACAGCAGACACGGCACAUGAGCAGGGUGUUAGUAAUGUCAAGAUGUAGGUGAGGUGAGACGGCCUGGAGUUCAAUAGGUUUUAAGCUCUACAGCAGGAGAUCUUUAACUCCAAUCCAUGUAAAGCAUAUCUUCAUUGAGCUAACUUUGUGCACUGUCGCACGGGAACAGGUUUUGGUCUCUUAGUUGAAAAUUUCAUUCGACUGCAUCCAAAGACAAGUUUGUAGUAACAGAUUGGGGAGAACCAUCGAUGGCUGGAAAAGUCGUGUCCCAAUACUUUUGUCCUUAUAAAGUGGCAAUAAAUGGUUCAAAUCGAUGAUGUGAUGCAAGUCUGGAGAACGUGUGGUCAAACAGGAGGCGGUGAACCACCUCGAGGUCAUCAUCGGGUUUCUCCAUAAUGGUGAGAAAUUGAUGUCAGUGUUCAUUUGAAAUGCAGAUGCAUUUCAGAAGCACUUUCCAUCUCUCGCUCUCGUCCUCACAGUUGGAGGUCAGGUUUCCUAAUUAUUAUAUAAAAUGCUCAGGUCAAAAAACCCGAAUUUUUUAUUUCCUCUGGCUGUGAAUUAAUGUUUGUUAGUAGCUGCGUAUCGCUCAAUAAAAAAAAAAAUUGAUUU
Molecule: messenger RNA, 3749 nt
Organism: Silurus meridionalis
Lineage: Eukaryota; Metazoa; Chordata; Actinopteri; Siluriformes; Siluridae
Gene: dkk3b
Product: dickkopf WNT signaling pathway inhibitor 3b
Exons: 7
Coding region: 67-870 (267 amino acids)
Biological process (GO): multicellular organism development; negative regulation of canonical Wnt signaling pathway
Cellular component (GO): extracellular region
Molecular function (GO): receptor antagonist activity; co-receptor binding
Source: RefSeq, a predicted model, not a curated record